AUGACCACAUUAGAUCAAUCAUACGUCACAAACGGUAGUUGGAGACCAAAUCUUUUCGAAGGAAAAGUGGUCUUUGUCACUGGUGGUGCCGGUUCAAUUUGUAAAGUUCAAACCGAAGCCAUGGUUUUGUUAGGUGCAAAUGCAGCAAUUGUUGGUAGAAAUAAAGAAAAGACCGAUGCUGCUGCUAAGGAAUUGCAAGCAUUGAGAAAAGGAGCCAAGGUGGUGUCUUUGCCAAAUGUCGAUGUAAGAGAUAUCAAGCAAAUGACAGCUGCUGCAAACAAGGCAGUAGAAGAAUUGGGUAAGAUUGAUUUUGUCAUCGCAGGUGCUGCUGGAAACUUCUUGUCUGAUUUCACUCACUUAUCUUCAAACGCUUUCAAUUCAGUUGUCAAUAUCGAUUUGAUUGGUUCUUUCAACACUGCCAAAGCAUGUUUCGAACAAUUGAAAAAGAACAAGGGAGCCAUCAUUUUUGUCAGUGCAACAUUACACUACUAUGGUGUUCCAUUCCAAAUUCAUGUUGGUGCUGCUAAAGCCGGUGUUGAUGCUUUAUCGAAUGCAUUGGCUGCCGAAUUGGGACCUCUUGGUAUUAGAUCCAACUGUAUUGCUCCUGGUCCAAUUGCUGAUACUGAGGGUAUGAAGAGAUUGGCACCUGGUUAUUUGGACCAAGUCAAGAAGAAGGUUCCAUUGCAAAGAUUGGGAUCUAAGCAAGAUAUCGCUGACGCUACAGUCUACUUGUUUUCCCCAGCUGGUGGCUUUGUCACUGGUGACAUUUUGGUUGUUGACGGUGGUUCAUGGCACAUCGGUCAAGGUGCAGGAAAUGCUUCUUACCCCGUCUCACUUAGGGCUGUUCAAGACGGUAAGGAGAUGAAGUUGUAG
This is a messenger RNA of Lodderomyces parapsilosis, 873 nucleotides long. RefSeq lists its product as uncharacterized. The coding region runs from base 1 to 873 and encodes 290 amino acids. Lineage: Eukaryota; Fungi; Ascomycota; Pichiomycetes; Serinales; Debaryomycetaceae. The transcript has a single exon. Gene Ontology annotation, biological process: fatty acid catabolic process. Gene Ontology annotation, molecular function: 2,4-dienoyl-CoA reductase (NADPH) activity. The record is from RefSeq and is a predicted model, not a curated record.